AUGGGACGAAGAAAGAUUGAGAUCAAGGCGAUCAAGGAUGACAGAAAUCGCUCUGUCACCUUCUUGAAGCGAAAGGGUGGUCUUUUCAAGAAGGCUCAUGAGCUUUCCGUUCUCUGCUCCGUCGAUGUCGCUGUCUUUAUCUUUGGCAACAACAAGAAGCUCUACGAGUAUUCAUCAGCAGAUAUGCGAGAGCUGAUCCACCGAUACCAAUAUCACGGCGGUCCCAGCGAGCACAAAGGUCCCGGCGACUUCAACGGCGGCAAUGAUGACGACGAAGAAGAAGAGGGCGACGGUACCCCUCCUCAUGGCCACGAAGGUGUCGAGCACCAUAUGAUGCCCCCUCAAGCUUACGGACAGCAUCAACCCCCAUUUCCUCAAAUUCGACAUCAAACACCUUCAGCUUCACCACCUAUUGGCAAUGGUGGUGGACCUUUCCAAGCACAUCCCGGACAUCCUGUUCAGCGAACGCACACCCCACAACCGUCUCUCGGCGGCUCACGACCGACAUCACGAAACGAUAUGCGCCGAAUGGGUCCCGGUAUGGUUCAACCUCCGCCUCCGCCUGGUCCUCAGCAUCCCGGAAUGAACUACAUGGCUACUCCUCCCAUCUACAACUCGCCUCAUCCUCCCUCUGGUCUAAUUCCUCAACCUGGUCCUCCUCAUCCGCAAUACGCAUAUCACCAACAGUCCGCACCUAUGCCGCCGCAACACCCGCAACAUCAGCAGCACCAGCCACAUCCACAAGGACCCUACAUGGAUGAUCGACGUUCCCCGAUGCCCUCACCUAUGCCGCCUGCUUACAGUUCACAACCGCCGUCACAAGGAAUCCAAGCUCCAGCUCGUCCUACACCGUCACCUCAGCCAGUUCAACAACAUGUUCCUCCGACCUUGUCGCAAAUGUCGCCGCCGCCUCCUCAACCUGAACGUCGCCUGCAAGAUCUUCCGCCACCACCGCCGCCUCCCGUCGAAAUCAAGACCGAGCCCCAAGAACGCCCUCAGCCACCUCUAUUGAAUACGGACAGCGCUAUCAAGAAGCUGCCUCAAAGAAAAUCCCACAGCAUCUUUACGCCUAUUGAAGAGAACCGAUCUAUCUUAUCACAGCAUCUUGCAUCAUUCACAUCAGAAUCCAACAAAUCAGAAUCGGCUGCGGCCGCUGCAGCAGCAAAUGCCGCCAAUGCCGCAAACCGUUCUCAGUCGGUAGAUGUGGCUGCAUUGAACCGGGCCGCUGACGCGUCCAAGUCGUCACCUCAUAUGCCCCAGCGCGCCAGUACACAAAUGGAUGAUAAGAACCGAACUGGAUCACUGUCUUCAAUACCGGAAACUACAUUGACGCCGCCUUCACGUUCAAACAGUGCAAAGCUUCCAGGCGGCCCGGGUGGGGCUCGGCCGCGCGGUCCCCGUUUAACGGUGCAGAUUCCGGAUGGCGGAUCAGAAGGUGGCGGCAGCGCGCGAACGGCUGAGUCAAACUCACCGCGAAAUCCCACCGAGACUGCUACACAAGUGCCUCAACGUCACAACUCGCAGUCGUCGCUCGUGCUUCCUCCUCCCUCUCCAUCUGCGUCAGCAAUACUGUCUGCAGGUGCUACGGGACCACCAAAUCCCUUUGCCCGACCUCCUCCUCAGCAGAAUGUGAAUGGUGAAACUCCUGUCUCUGCAUUGCCAUCACGUUUCUUGACAAAUGAACUUCUGCCGAGUCCUAGUAGCUUCUAUCCCGAUUGGAACUUCCGGGGAGGUGACAGUAAUACGCUGCCUAGUCCGCUCAAUUUUGCAACUCCCGUUGUUGGUUCAGGGCCUAGCUUCCUCCGAGAUGACUUGAACACGACGCCAAAUGCAAAUUCUAGUAUCUUGAAGGAAGUGAAGGAGCCUACAUCUAAUGCGAAUGGAGCUUCAACGCAGAGCUUGAGUGUCGGUGCUAGCAAUUCAACUGCAACGAAACGAAAGACUCCUGAGUUAGGAGCUACAGCAUCGAGUGAGGCUGCAGAAGAGUCAGAAGCAAAGAGGGUCAAGAUGGAAUAA
This is a messenger RNA of Fusarium coffeatum, 2016 nucleotides long. RefSeq lists its product as uncharacterized. Gene Ontology annotation, molecular function: DNA-binding transcription factor activity, RNA polymerase II-specific; protein dimerization activity; RNA polymerase II cis-regulatory region sequence-specific DNA binding. The transcript is spliced from 3 exons. Gene Ontology annotation, biological process: positive regulation of transcription by RNA polymerase II. The record is from RefSeq and is a predicted model, not a curated record. Bases 1 to 2016 code for a protein of 671 amino acids. Lineage: Eukaryota; Fungi; Ascomycota; Sordariomycetes; Hypocreales; Nectriaceae.